Camelus dromedarius (Arabian camel) is the source of this 447-nucleotide messenger RNA. Its product is annotated as thymosin beta-4-like. Gene Ontology annotation, biological process: regulation of cell migration; actin filament organization. Bases 232 to 447 code for a protein of 71 amino acids. The transcript has a single exon. Gene Ontology annotation, cellular component: cytoplasm. Lineage: Eukaryota; Metazoa; Chordata; Mammalia; Artiodactyla; Camelidae. Gene Ontology annotation, molecular function: actin monomer binding. The record is from RefSeq and is a predicted model, not a curated record.
CCUUAAUAUCCUAAAAAGGUGAACACAAUUGGGGAAAAAAGGCAGGUUACAAAACAGAAUAUCUAAAUGAUCCUAUUGUGUGUGUGUGUGUGUGCGCGCGCACGUACAUAGACAAAUGACUAAGAUGUAUACAUCAAAAUAAGCGUAAUGGAGGGGAGGGUGUAGCUCAGCGGUAGAGCACAUGCUUGGCAUGCAUGAGGUCCUGGGUUGGAUCCCCAGUACCUCCAUUAAAUGAAAGAGAAAAUAAUAGACACGGCGGUGGCCACUGCGCAGACCAGACGCAGCUCGCUCGCGCCUGGCUCCGCUUCUUCUGCAACCACGUCUGACAAACCGGACACGGCUGAGAUGGAGAAAUUCGAAAAGUUAAAACUGAAGAAGGUGCAAGAGAAAAAUCCACUGCGUUCCAAAGAAAUGACUGAACAGGAGAAGCAAGCAGGCAAGUCGUAA